This is a messenger RNA of Staurois parvus, 321 nucleotides long. The record is from the annotation of a GenBank genome assembly. Lineage: Eukaryota; Metazoa; Chordata; Amphibia; Anura; Ranidae.
UCAAUGGGCUGCCCGAUGUGCAACACGCAGAAAUGUGUAUGGGGGAGAAAAAAUAUGCAAGUGGGAACACGCUUUCCCGUAACCGGAAGUGUGUGAUUUGUGGCCUUAAAGUGCAGGGGCGGACUGACAACUCAUGGGGCCCCCGGGCAAUAGGGGAUCAUGGGGCCCCUGUGUCCUCGCCCACACCCGAAAAAGCCAAUGAAAGGUACCAGGGGCAUCUCAUGGGGCCCCCUACUGCCCCCGGGCCCUCGGGCAUUGCCAGAGUGCUCGAAAGUGGUUAGUCCGCCCCUGGUGUGUACUGUCAUCCCUGCCAGAAGGCAG